CCAGGCCGCAUUGGUGACCGACAGAGGUGUGCUCAUUGGUGACAUCGCUGCAAUUGCAGGAUUCUGGUGCAAUAAGGCGAGCUUCAACAGCCCAACACCAUGCCCGGCAAAGGCAACUACGUGGGGCCGCAGGAGGAGACCAUCAUUUGCCUGAAGUACACCAUCUUCGCCUUCAAUUUCUUGUCAUGGCUGAUGGGUGCCAUCAUCUUCGCGCUGGGCCUCUGGAUCCGGUUUGAUGAGGAUUUCCAGAAAUGGGUUCGCGGCCUGGGCAUGCAGCACUACUGGACGGGCAUCUACAUCCUGAUGAUGAUCGGUCUUAUCGUCAUGAUCGUCUCCUUCUUCGGCUGCUGCGGCGCCGUCACCGAAGCACGCUGGAUGCUCAAGGUCUUCUGCCUGCUUCUGGUGUUCUGCUUCAUCUUCGAGAUGGCCGGUGCCACAUACACUCUGAGCAAUGGCAUCUACCACUCCAAGAUCUAUCCGUGGCUACAGAACCAGCUGACCGGCAUGGUGGCGCGCUACCAGACUGACAAGAACGCGCGCUGGGUGCUCGACAUGAUUCAGGAGUACGUGGGCUGCUGCGGCGGGAACGGGUCGGGCGACUACCAACAGUGGCACAUCCCCACACCCAACACCUGCCGCGACCCCGUCCAGGGCAACGAGUGGGCCAACAGCUGCUCCCAGGAGAUCACCUUCAUGCUGCAGAUCAAGACAGGCUGGAUCGCUGGUAUCUCGCUCUUCCUUUGCUUCUUCCAGAUCCUCAUGGUCAUGUUCACGCUCUGCCUGCAUUCGGCGCUCAAGAGCGAAGAGAAGAAUUACGGCAAGUAGACGUGAGUCGCCAGAAAAAAAAUGUUUUGGAGAUUUUCUUAGCAGCCGUGACGGGAAGAGCGGGAACCAGGGAAGAAGGGGAAGAAGGGGAGAAUGGGGAAGAUAGGGGAGCUGAAUGAGAGAGGCAACGUGAAGAUGGGCUGUCAGCGCCGUGUCGUGGGCAGUUUGGGUGUUUUGUCGCGUCAUUUAAGCCUGCGGAGCCCGAUUGCAGGAUGAAUGUUAUCAUUCGAUACGACGAAGCAAGGCGGCUUCAGGACAUGGAAACUGUAUGAUUUGCCGUCAUUAGUGGUGUUCCUUAUGAGCGAAGCUAUACCAAGAGGCAUGUGAAAACAGAAGGCUUUCAUACUUUGCAACAUAAUGUGAUUUCCCUCGAAAUCAAUCUCGGCGUUUACGGACUUCUCGACGAUAGCUGAGAAGGCAUGAUUUCCUACUUAGUAAUUGGACACCACUAAAAUGGUUGUCAUUAGCAACGGACUUCUCCAUUUUUGCAAAGCCUGGUAAUGCAUUUGGCUCCGCUCCAAUAAUGCGACAAACUUUUAGACAGGUCAGUGAAAUGCGUGCUGGUCGGCAAUAGUUGAUGACUGCUAUGACCAAGUAGUAAAUCUGAUACGCGCAUUGCGGCCACGUGUAGGUGCUUAAGUAGGGGUUCUGUGUUACUGUAGCGAUCGGUUUAGGAACAAACUGUAUCUGAAGAUUGUUCAUCACAGCGCAGUGUAUUUUUUUUCUUUUUAUGCUUUCGUUGAUUCAUCGUGUUAGAUUAGCCUUACAGUUAGAUUACCUUUCAACAUGGUGGCUGUAUCACUAUUUCGUAUGUUUUUUAGCCUCGUAGGUUGCCUGAUAGUUGAUGUUUGUGUCUUUGUCACUUGGCUAGCUCCUUGUGGAGUAAAUGGACACCUGCCUUUGUUAACUCCUUGUGGAGUAAAUGGACACCUGCCUUCGCUAACUCCUUGUGGAGUUCAUGGACACCUGCCUUCGCACGCGUCACUGUUUGAUAUCUCGGGGUUAUCGUCGCCACAGCUCAGGCGCACUCGCCGCGCUGAUCCGGCAGACAAAUCAUCGAUUCCGUGCGACUACACGACCUGUACGGGUGCCGGGUGUCCAGCAGGGGCGGGUCGUGUCUGGGCCUGAAAGGAGCUUCAUCUCGCUCAGGCACGUGCUCCAUGGUGCUCCUACCUGUUGUGCUGGCUCGCUGCUCGGCCGUCAAAUGUUCAAAUACAUGUUCCCCGGGACGGACA
Molecule: messenger RNA, 2060 nt
Organism: Pollicipes pollicipes
Lineage: Eukaryota; Metazoa; Arthropoda; Thecostraca; Pollicipedomorpha; Pollicipedidae
Product: tetraspanin-2A
Exons: 4
Coding region: 100-825 (241 amino acids)
Cellular component (GO): plasma membrane
Source: RefSeq, a predicted model, not a curated record